Beta vulgaris subsp. vulgaris (sugar beet) is the source of this 2513-nucleotide messenger RNA. Its product is annotated as cellulose synthase-like protein E6. NCBI's taxonomy places the organism in Eukaryota, Viridiplantae, Streptophyta, Magnoliopsida, Caryophyllales, Amaranthaceae. Gene Ontology annotation, cellular component: plasma membrane; trans-Golgi network. The transcript has 8 exons. Gene Ontology annotation, biological process: plant-type primary cell wall biogenesis; cellulose biosynthetic process. Gene Ontology annotation, molecular function: mannan synthase activity; cellulose synthase (UDP-forming) activity. Bases 73 to 2331 code for a protein of 752 amino acids. The record is from RefSeq and is a predicted model, not a curated record.
AGUUAAACGGUUCCCCCCCCCCCCCCCAAUUUUCUACACAAAAAUAAAGAAAGGGAAAGCAUCAAGAAACUCAUGGAAAACUCUAUGUCUCACUCUCUUCAUCACUUCCAAGUCCACAAACUAAGGGCAAUAUCCAACAUAGCAUACAGCUUCCUCUAUUUCUUAGCUUUAACAAUCAUUAUCUACUAUAGAGGAACCUUUUUCUUUACUAAAAGAACUGAAACCAAAAUCUACAUUGUCUCUUAUACACCAUGGCUUAUAAUUUUUGUGGCUGAGCUUCUAUACUCAUUCCUUUGGAUUAUCAAUCAACCUAUGCAGUGGCGUCCCAUUACUCGAACCGUCUUCCCUGAAAACCUUCCCAAGAAUGAAGAACUACCUGGAAUCGACGUGCUGAUAUGCACUGCUGAUCCUAAUAGGGAACCAACUUUUGAAGUUAUGAACACUGUUGUGUCUGCUAUGACCUUGGAUUAUCCUGCUGAUAAACUAAGUGUUUAUUUGUCUGAUGAUGGUGGCGCUUUCGUUACUUUGAAUGCUAUCAAAGAAGCUUGGGUGUUUGCAACUUGGUGGUUGCCCUUUUGUAGGAGGUAUAAUGUUAAGACCAUAUGUCCCCUAGCUUACUUUCAGAACCCUCAGUCUCAGGAGGAUUGUCAGUCAGAGGAUGACUUCAUUCACCACAGGAACAUAGUUCAGGAGAAAUAUGAGGCUUUCAAGCAACGAGUACAACUCAAGAAGGAAAGAGGCCGCAAAUUUGAUAAUAAGACAACUUCUCGUGAUCAUCCACCACUUAUCCAGGUGAUAGAUGAGAAUUCUUUAGAAGAAGAUGCUUCAACCUUAAUGAACCUAGAAUCAGGAGAAAUGCCUCUUCUCGUAUACGUUGCUCGUGAGAAAAGACCUUCUCAUCCACAUAACUUUAAGGCCGGAGCUGUUAAUACACUACUGAGGGUUUCUAGCAUAUUGAGCAACUCCCCUUACAUACUACUCCUUGAUUGUGACAUGUACUGCAAUGAUCCGAUGUCAGCUAGAAGAGCUAUGUGCUUUUACCUGGAUCCUAAGAUUUCCCCAUCAUUAGGAUGGGUUCAAUAUCCUCAAAAGUUUCAUAACAUUAGUGAGACUGACAUUUAUAACAGUCAGAUGAGAGAAAUAUGGUCGGGUUAUUGGGAAGGGGCAGAUGGACUUCAGGGACCAACUAUAAGUGGUACAAAUUUUUACCUUAGGAGGAAGGCCUUGUAUGACAUAAACAUUGAUGCUAGUAUGAAUCUAAAGGAACUAAAAGAAUCUUUAGGCCCUUCCAAUGAAUUGAUCAAGUCUCUCAGUCAAAAUGACAAGCCUAAUGUUAUAAAGGGAGGAGAAAAAUCCUCUGUUUUGCUACAAGAAGCCCACUUCUUAGCAUCUUGCCCCUAUGAAGAAGGCACAGGAUGGGGUCAAAAGGUUGGUUUUCAGUAUGGUAGUAUUGUGGAAGAUGUUAAGACAAGUAUUAUUUUGCAAAGCAAAGGAUGGAGAUCAGUUUACUUGAAUCCAUCCAGACCACAAUUCCUAGGUUCUGCAACUACUACCCUCAAUGACAUGUUGCUUCAAGGUAUCAGGUGGUACGGAGGUUUAGCUGAUAUUGGUUUAUCCAAGUAUUGCCCCCUUAUUUACAAACCAUCAAGAAUGCAUAUCCUUCAGAAAAUGUACAAAUCUUGGAUUGCUUUCAUUGGUUUCGACUUUUUACCAGUGUUGUGUUUCGCUAUCAUUCCUCCCAUAUGUUUCACCUAUGGCAUCCCCUUGUACCCUAAGCUCUCAGAUCCCUUCUUCAUUGUAUUCGCAUUUGUUUUUACAUCAUCCCAAUUGAAGUAUCUAAGCGACAUUGUUAUUAUUGGCGGAGGAUCGAUACAGGCAUGGUUAAAUGCUCAAAGGAUUUGGAUGGUUAAAUGCCUCACAUGCUAUGCUUAUGGAACUCUUGAUUGUGUCAUGACAAAACUCGGUUUUAGAGAGGCUACAUUCACACCUACUAAUAAGGCCGGAGAUGAUGAUACUACUAAUUGGUAUCAACUCGGAAAAUAUGACUUCAGAACAUCUAACAUGUUUGUUGUUCCUAUAGUAACCACGGCUAUCUUAAACUUGUGUUGCUUUGUUGGUGGAGUUGCAAGAUUGAUUGUUGCAAGAAAUUGGGAUGCCAUGUUUGCUCAAAUGUUGUUUUCAAUCUACUUGUUGGUUAUGAGUAUGCCAGUGUUUGAGAGCAUUUUGCUAAGGAAAGACGAUGCACGUAUUGCACCAUCAGCUACUAAGAUAUCUACUUGUUUAUCUCUUGUCUUUUUGAUCUUAGGGUAUUUCAUCCUUAGUUUCCAUUAAUCAAUUCUUGUUCUCUUUUCCUGUUGCAUGUGAAUUGUGAUGCAUUGCAAAUAAUAUAAUGUGUAAAACUGUAAGAUAGUAGUAGUAUAUCACUAUAUUGUACUCCUCAUUUGGACUUUUUGUUUCUAUGUUCAAGAAAAAAACAUGGUCUUAAAUAAAUAAAGAAUUAUUGCGCGCGAAAA